Messenger RNA from Hibiscus syriacus, 3434 nucleotides. RefSeq names its product interaptin-like. The record is from RefSeq and is a predicted model, not a curated record. Bases 338 to 3253 code for a protein of 971 amino acids. Lineage: Eukaryota; Viridiplantae; Streptophyta; Magnoliopsida; Malvales; Malvaceae. The transcript is spliced from 9 exons.
GUUGCAACUUACAACCUUGCAAAUAGAGGGCUGAGAGAGAGUGAGAGAGAGAGAGACAGAGAGAGAGCUCUUCGUUAGAUCUGCUCUCUUUCAAGUCUUUUUGUUUCUAUGUUCUAGACUCGGUCUCUGACUCAGUUCCACUCGCGCUGAACAAACUCGCUUCUGAUUAGCUGAACUCUACGUGUAGACUGGUAUUACUGGCUCUGUUUCUCCGCGUGUACUUGCAUUUUGAUUGGAUUUCCGGCAUCGGAUCGAGCGGUCGAUUGAAUGACGAAUUUCUUGUGGGAUUUUCCGAACCUCAGGUGAGAGCCCGCGAAUUCCGGCAGGUUUUGCGACAAUGAUGUUUAAGUCGGCGAGAUGGAGGAGCGACAAGUACAGGACCAAAGCUGUGUUCAAAUUGCAGUUUCAUGCAACUCAAGUUACACAAUUGAAUGCGCAAGCAUUGAUGAUAUCAGUUGUCCUUGGCGACGGAGGCAAACCGCGAACAAUAUUAGAAAAGGCGACGGUUCUAGACGGUAACUGUCGGUGGGAAAAUCCGGUCUACGAGACCGUUAAAUUUGCUCAGGAUCCAAAGACACGAAAGAUCAACGAAAUAAUCUACCAUUUUAUUUUAUCAACAGGAUUGGGAAAAGGAGGUUUGGUUGGGGAAGCUUCAAUUGAUUUUUCUGCUUUUGCUGAAGCAAUUAAAACUUCCACCGUUUCUCUUCCUUUAAAGAAAUCCAACUCUAAAGCAAUUUUGCAUGUCUCAAUACAGAGGCUGCAGGAAAAUGUUGAUCAAAGAGAGGUGGAAAAAAUUGAAGAUGCAAGUAUUAAAACGCAAGACUGUAUCUUGAAGGAUGAUGAAAGUAUUCAGAGCGAUACCAUUGAAGAUGUGCCUUUAAGCAAAGCCACCAACAAUGUUGAAUUGCAUGGGAACCGCAGAGGAUCGAGUGAAUAUGAUAUUACCAUUUCAAGUUCUGGUAGCAUCUCUGGAUUUGACACUCCACGAGAACUUGGAAUGAGAAACAACAUCAAUCACGACCCUCAGUUUCUGUCAUCUAUGAAUAACUCCUCAUUUACUCCUAAACCAACAUCAACUGCCUCGACAGCAACAUACGAGGAGCCUUCAGCAGGUUCUGAUUUUGGAACGAGUACUGAUGACUGUAACAAUUCACAGGACACUUUUCCACGAGAAAACUCCCAACAUGGUUCUGAUAAUGAGAUUGAAAGGCUCAAGAACGAGCUCAAGGCUUUGACCAGACAAGUGGAUGUGUCGGAUAUGGAAUUGAAGGCCCUUAGAAAACGAAUUGUAAAGGAGAGCAAAAGGGGACAGGAUCUGUCAAGGGAAGUUGUUACUUUGAAAAGAGAGAAAGAUGCACUCAAAUUAGAGUGUGAGAAGCUGAAGGCCUUUGAGAAACAAAUAGAUGAUGCAACAGUAAAAAGCAGGUUGGAGUUUGAGAGUGGAGACACAUGGGUUCUUAUCGAAGAAAUCAGACAAGAGCUGAAUUAUGAGAAGGCAUUGAAUUCCGAUCUUCAGUUACAACUGCAGAAGACACAGGAAUCAAAUGCUGAAUUAAUGCUUGCCGUACAAGUCCUAGAAGAAACGUUUGAUGCAAAGAAGACGGAUGUACCCGAUCCUCCCAAGAAAUCAGGAUCCCAUGGUAGUGCUGAGGAAUUGGGAGUAACCAUCUCGGGACGUCACUCGGAUGAGGAUGAUGAGCAGAGGGAACUGCAACAACUUGUUAAAGCGCACAGAGACAAUAAGGAAACCUCUUUCCUUGAACAAAAGAUCAUGGACCUCUACAGAGAGAGAGAGGUUUACAAGAGAGAUAAAGAUGAGCUAGAGGCACAAAUGGAGCAGCUAGCACUUGACUAUGAGUUACUGAAGCAGGAAAAUCACGACAUGUCCUACAAAUUAGAGCAAAGGCAACUGCAAGAUCAACUGAAUAUGCAGUACGAGUUCCCAUCUUCCUUUGCUAACAUAAAUGAACAUACCAAAAUUGAGUGCUUGGAAAGUGAACUCGACAAGCAAUCAAAAGAAUUCUCGCAGUCCUUAAGUACCAUUAACAAAUUAGAAACCCACAUCAAAAGUUUGGAGGAAGAGUUAGAAAAACAGGAACAAGUAUUCGAAAUGGAUUUAGAAACUAUCAUACAAGCCAAAGUUGAUCAGGAGCAAAGAGCUAUCCGAGCUGAGGAAGCCUUAUGUAUGACAAGAUGGAAGAAUGCUAAUAUAGCUGAAAGUCUGCAGGAGGAAUUUAAAAGUGUCUCUAUGCAGAUGGCCUUUACACUUGAUGCACAUGAGAAGUCGGCUACUAAAGCUCUGACCGAAGCAAGUGAACUACGCUUGCAGAACAAUGAGCUAGAAGAAUUGCUCAAGAAAGCUAAAGAAGAGCUCCAAUCAGUUAUAGAAAACUAUGAGGCAAAACUCUGUAACCUUUCCAAUCAAGUAAAUUUAAAAUCCAACCAGAUAGAACAGAUGUUGGAGGAAAUUGAUGACAAAUCUAAGCAGCUUGAACAUCAAAAGAAGCAUGAGGAAGAAGUUAGUGGGGCUUUUUCCGAAGUGAUCCGCAGCCUAAAAGCUGAGAUUGGGAAGCUGACUAUGGAAAGAAAAUGCCUCCAUGAACGAGCUCGACUGAUAGAGAAGUUGGAAAAGAAGGAAGAUAACAUUACUGGCAUGGAAAAUAAGCUGAAAGAAAGCAAUGAAAGAGCAGCAGUUUCUGACGGAACAAAAACUCCAUUAGAGAAUGACAAAUCUCCCUUGGUAUCUUACAGUCCUGCAGAAGUGGCAAGCCUAAGGGAGAAACUGAUGUUGCUCGAGGGACAAAUAAAGUUAAAAGAAAUUGCUUUAGAAACAUCAACUAAUGUCUUUCUGGAAAUGGAGAAGAAUCUUCAUAAGAAAAUUGACGAGUUAGAAAGCAUAGUAGAAGAACUCGAUGUGCACAGCACCAGUUUCUGCAAAUACCAACUUCAGAAGGCAUGUAAAGAUUCUAUGGAUACAUCAAAUGACAUUAUCUCAAUGCCUUGUGUGAAGAGCAACGGUGACUGUUUUUCGGAGAAAGAACCAAAGACAUCUAUUGUCGAUAAAGACGGUAACAGGGAUGAGUUGAUUGCUGAAGUAGCAUCAUUAAGGAAAAGAAACGAAUCAAUGCAAAAGGAAUUGAAGGAAAUGCAAGAACGAUAUUCUGAGAUAAGCCUCAAAUUUGCAGAGGUGGAAGGUGCGCGGCAGCAGCUCGUGAUGACGGUGCGUACUCUUAAAAAUGGCAAGAAGUGCUGAAACUUGAAGGUAUUGAAAUUCUUCCUAUACAAAAGCAGAACGUAUAGCUUGAAGUAGUAGCUGAGUGUGUGCCCACAUGGAAAAUUUAGGUGCUGGCAGUUUAUGUUUAGAGCGAGUAAAUUAAAUUGUACAAAAAUAGACGGUUCAUUUUUAGCUUCCAAACGUAGUUAAGUUUUUUUUU